CGGCAACAGAAACGGCUCCAGGAUUGGAGCCGGAGCCGGAACCGGUGAAACAACGGCGUCGGAACCAUCAAAAAACGGCAAAACGGAACCGGUAACAAAACGGCCUUGUCGUUUCCAGGGCCCACUAAGCCCAGAAUUGAUUGCCCGUCGAAUCUACGGAUCACGGUGUGCAUGUUUCAUGGGCUCGACGAGCAAAUCCAUUCAGGGGUAGUUUUUGUUUCCUGUAGCCGAUCCCCUGCUCGAUCAUCAGCGAGGACGGGACGAAGAUACUGAAGCCGCUGGACCAGGGAACCGUGGAGGUGGACAACUACCGCGCGCUGGCGCGCACUCCCCUCGGCCGCGCCAGGGCCGCCGAGCGCAAAUGCACAUCUGCGCUGCACCUCUCGACGACGACGGCCGACGUCGCCGCCUCCGCCGACGACGACGACCGUCCCCUAGUUAUCUCAGAGGCGGAAAAGGUACCCAUACAGCUACCCUUCGCCCGUUUUCCCCGUUUUGGCCCCCCUGGGCGGCCCUCGUCGCCACCGCUGGAUUCUCCUCGAAAUCCUGAUCAGAACGCACCCCGGGAGAGGUCCGGGGAGUAGCGGUAUCGGUACCGUUUGGUCUCCCCACUGUCUUCAUCAGCCUCAAUAGCAUACAGUGGGGGCACGCAUCAAGAAACCAUCUGCUCUUCGUCAGGGUAUCAUCCUGGGCUUCUUCGCUCCGCGCGCUGCGCGACGACCUCCCGCAGCCGUUGGAGAAGCUGCUGCAUUCGGGGUGCUCCAGGUUUCCCCCCGUGAGCAUCUCGCGCACGGGGUUUCAGGGCUGGGUUUCUUGCGAGGGUUUCUUGCGGCCGCGUCCGCACUGUAGGGCUGAAUGCACCUGCCGUCCUGGCCUGUUCGGGGCGCGUGCACUGUGCAUGGACCGGAGACAGGAGCCAGGCUCUCUGAGGAGGACGAGGAGGACGGACCCCAUGGGGAGGAGCUGGACGAAAAGAAAGAUGAGCGAGUGAUGGCUGUUGUUUCAGCUCCAGUCCCUGCACCCUGGAGGUCUCCAAGGUCCAAGGCCCCAGAAUGCCAAGUAAAAGACAACACACAUUAGUUAAUCAACGAGCGAACUUAUCAAAUAAUCAUUCCCUCGAUCCUCGAGGAUCGAUGGCACAAGUUCCGAGUAGCAGGGGAAAGAGCAGCAUGAAGCUGUCAGCGCACGGUUUUUGCCAUUUCGGAGGCCCGUUUCUGCCGGGCUUCUACGGCGUCCGCUCGGUUGCAGGCUACGAGGUCGGCUUCAUGGUUAUGGACUCGGCGUAUGUUGGCAUGGAGCCACCUUUUGCGACCCUCGACAUAAAAGUGGGCAAGAAGACGUGGGAUGACCACGCCAAGCCAGAAAAGAUCGAGAAGGA
Messenger RNA from Prorocentrum cordatum, 1378 nucleotides. Lineage: Eukaryota; Dinophyceae; Prorocentrales; Prorocentraceae. The record is from the annotation of a GenBank genome assembly.